AUGACCUCCGAUGCUGAAGCUUACAAACAACUCGCUCUGAAUCUUAUGGAGAUGCUGGUCAACACUCAAGCAGUGAUCUGUGUGACGGCGGAGAAACCUCUCGCAGCCGAAGAUCAUGAAAUCGUCAACAAAUUCAUGGACAUUCAUGAUAAAUGGGGGAUCGUUGAGAAGUUGGCGAACAUCCAUUUGGCAGAUCCAGACCAGCAGAGAGGUCUUAUUGAGAACUUGGUCCCGCAGUUCGAGGAGACCAAGGAGGAGACUCUUGAGAAGCUCAGAGACCUUUUGAAGGAUCAUGAAGAAGCAAAGGAGAAGGUUGAAAAAUUGAACAAAUUGCUAGAAGAAAAAGAAGGAGUUAUUAAGUUGCUGGGAGAGGCCAGCGCCAAGCUAGGCGAAAAAGCUGAAAAGGCUGAAAAAGAGCAAGGAAAUUUGCAGGGCGCCCUUGAGCACAUGCAAAUGAAGGUGGAUGUUAAGCAAAGUGCGAUCAAAUGUGUUGAGCGGGUUGUGAAGAGAAUGGAAGAGCAAUUGAAGAAGGAGAAACAGGAGAAACAGGAGAUCACCCACCAACUAUCCGAUGUCCUCAUUUGCCUUUCCCAGAGAGAUCAGGAAAUUCUUGAGUUGAAGAAACAAAACGAGGAGAUCAAGACUCUCCGUGAAGACGUCAAAAAUCUGAAAAAGGAGAUGCAGAAUCAGAAAUUAAAGUUCGAGAGCGACACUGACUAUUUAUUGAAUUUAAGUAACCAUGAAGCCAAAUAUUUGGAAAAUCAAGUCAAGAACUUGGAGGCGGAAGUUCGGAAGCUUAGGGAGUCAAGUGCUGUGAAGAAGGAUUAUGAUUUCUGUGAUGACAUCGAUGAGCCAGUGGAACGCUCGGAGCACAAUAAGGAGAUGAGCUUCCAAGAGCUCCGGAAGAAAGUGAUGGACGAAAUUGAGGCUGAGAUGAAGCACAAAAACAUUGUCGCGUGGGCCAAUAACUGGAAGGGAGCUGUUAUGAGAAUUAAGAAGUUGGAAGAUGUUAUGUUGUUCUAA
This is a messenger RNA of Caenorhabditis remanei, 1023 nucleotides long. RefSeq lists its product as uncharacterized. NCBI's taxonomy places the organism in Eukaryota, Metazoa, Nematoda, Chromadorea, Rhabditida, Rhabditidae. The record is from RefSeq and is a predicted model, not a curated record. Bases 1 to 1023 code for a protein of 340 amino acids. The transcript has 4 exons.